AACCGCAUGCACGAGUCCCUCCACCUCUUCAACAGUAUAUGCAACCACAAGUUCUUCGCCGCCACCUCCAUCAUCCUCUUCCUCAACAAGAAGGACCUUUUUGAGGAGAAGAUCAAGAAAGUUCACCUCAGCAUUUGCUUCCCAGAGUACGACGGUCCCAACACGUUCGAGGACGCCGGGAACUACAUCAAGAAUCAGUUCCUGGAUCUCAACAUGAGGAAGGACGUGAAGGAGAUCUACAGCCACAUGACCUGUGCCACAGACACACAGAACGUCAAGUUCGUCUUUGACGCCGUCACGGAUGUCAUCAUCAAAGAGAACCUCAAGGACUGUGGCCUCUUCUGA
This is a messenger RNA of Merops nubicus (carmine bee-eater), 345 nucleotides long. RefSeq names its product guanine nucleotide-binding protein G(t) subunit alpha-2. Gene Ontology annotation, cellular component: photoreceptor inner segment; heterotrimeric G-protein complex; photoreceptor outer segment. The record is from RefSeq and is a predicted model, not a curated record. The transcript has 2 exons. Gene Ontology annotation, molecular function: GTPase activity; G-protein beta/gamma-subunit complex binding; GTP binding. Gene Ontology annotation, biological process: detection of chemical stimulus involved in sensory perception of bitter taste; adenylate cyclase-modulating G protein-coupled receptor signaling pathway. The annotation marks the transcript as partial. NCBI's taxonomy places the organism in Eukaryota, Metazoa, Chordata, Aves, Coraciiformes, Meropidae.